Molecule: messenger RNA, 1551 nt
Organism: Solanum verrucosum
Lineage: Eukaryota; Viridiplantae; Streptophyta; Magnoliopsida; Solanales; Solanaceae
Exons: 6
Coding region: 3-1241 (412 amino acids)
Biological process (GO): regulation of DNA-templated transcription
Molecular function (GO): DNA binding
Source: RefSeq, a predicted model, not a curated record
CUAUGUUGUUGUUAAAGUUGGUGAAAGUUACCUCUGAAAAUAAACAGGCUGAUUUCUUAAUUGAAGUAGAUCGGACCGCUAGCUUUUCCGGCUUUGAUCUAUUUCAUCAUCUGUCUACCAUGCGUCCUCUGUCUCCGUCAGCUCCACCUCCAGGUUGGAUGAGUUCCUAUGGGACUGAUGAAGAAAUCUUUUUGGUCCUCAACCAGAUUAACCGUGGAUCGCCCAUCCCUGAUGAUUUGAUUGAGGAUAAUCCCUAUAAGUAUGAUCCUUCAAAUUUGCCAGAUGGAGCAUGGUUCCUAGUAAGAAAAACUGAGGAAAAAUCGACGGAAUAUGGACUCUGGAGAGUAAAAGAUUCAGCCUGUGAAAUAUUUGCAAAUUCUGACAUCAGUGGUUGGAGAACCACUUUUGAAUUCUUUCUAGUCCAAGCCUCUAUCGAACAGAAAACUGUCUGUAUAAUGCAUGAGUAUAAAGUAACACCGAAAGGGCAGCAUGAUCUGACCAAGUCACAGGUAAUCUUUAAUGAACUAAUGGUUUGGUUGAAUAUUUUGCAGGACGAAGUACGUCACCUAUUGGGAUAUGUUAUCUUGAUCCCAUCAGUUAACCCCGACACUAGCGGUAAUGAUGGGCAACGUUCAAUUGCUGAACCCCAGGUAAACAGACAGAUAGAAGGGGCUGGGUCAUCACUUGUUGACAAAUCGAUAGAUCAGUUUGUUGAUGAUAAAGAAGCUGAGAUAGAUUGCAUUAUACGAGGGGACUACCUGGAAUUGGAUGAUCUUAUUGAUGGAGCAUCACAUGAUUCGUCUAGUUCGGAGAAUACAAGUCGCCAGAGCUUUGCAUCUGAUGAAUUUUUCAACUCUCGGGCACUUCUUGCAGAACUGGAUGAUGAGAAGAAGGAAGAUUUGAGUGGAAAAGGUUCGACCAGCAAUCAUUCCAUAAUGAUGUGUCAAAUAGCAAAUGAUGUAGUUGUGCAGCCUGGACCUUUAGGGUUUCUAAUCAAAGGGAGUGACGCUAAAGCCAAAGAAACUCAACAAGCUCCUGAUAAUGACAAAUCCAAAUGUCAAGAUCAGGCUGCUAAGAAGCUGAAGGCUGAGCGUACGGAUGAAGGUCCAUCACAUGCUCGUAGAGCGACAACAUCUUCCAGCAGCAGCAACAGCAGCAGUGAUGAACCUGGACGUGCAGCUAGAAGGGAGGCGAAACGUUCGAAGAAGCUCAUGAAGUUCCUGUGUUUUAUGCCUUUCUAGUUUCUAGUUCCUUGCUGUUACAACUUUCACUAGUAGUUGAUGAACACAUGCAAGCAGCCUAGAACAGUAGUUUAACCAAAAAAAAAGAAAAAAAGAAUUUAACCCAAAAAAAAAGAAAAAAAGAGGAGAAGGUGGGUGUGUAUUUGAUAUUUUAUGCAUUAGACCAAAUUUUAAGCUUUAUGAUAAAUUUAAGAUUUAGAAUAGGAAAGUAAUUCUCUUUAAUACAGAUGAAAAAUUGGAACAUUACUCAUUUGUAAUAUUAAGAGACCAGCAUUAGAGUACUUUUUAUAAUUUUAUAGCUCUUCAAAUG